UCAGGCAGUGCUGAUCACACGGCCAGAGCGUGGGCUCUAGAGUACGGCGAGUGUACGCGAAUCUAUUGGAGAAAUACCAGUUCUGUCACAACCAUUCAAUAUUACGAUGGCAUAGUCUAUACGGGAGGCAGUGAUUGCACGGCAAGACUCUAUGAUUCCAAUUCUGGUGCUCUUAAACGGACGUGUUUAGGGCAUAUUAAUGCCAUCUCUGCUCUUAAAGUAGCGCCGGGAAGAAUGUUCACCGGUUCUUAUGAUGGAAACAUAUGUGUCUGGGAUUGUAGUGGUAUUAUAGCCGACACUGUCUUUGGAAAUGUAGUCAAAUAUGACAACGAAAACCAAAGUGAGACCCCCGCCGGGAGACAAGAGCCAGACUUCAAUUCCUGGAGCCAUUCCGGGAGCUUCUGGGAACACUAG
Molecule: messenger RNA, 414 nt
Organism: Medioppia subpectinata
Lineage: Eukaryota; Metazoa; Arthropoda; Arachnida; Sarcoptiformes; Oppiidae
Source: the annotation of a GenBank genome assembly